AUGGCGCCGUCCGACCCGAAAACCACGACCGAGGCGGAGGUCCACCCCAACGCCCACCUAUGGGCGCAGGCCACGGCCAUCCAGAGCGUCCGCUCUCUCGUCCCAGUCAUCCUCGACUUCAAGGUGCCAUCCUUCCCCAAGUGGCGCUGCUUCUUCAACAUCGCUGUGACGACCUACGCCCUCGAGGACCACCUCACCACGGAGACGGCCCCGUCCGAUCCCACAUGGCUUCGCCUCGACGCUACCGUGCUACGCUGGCUGUACGGCUCCAUGGCGCUGGACAUCGUCGAUCUCGUCAUGAAGGCCGACGCCACCGCCUACACGGUCUGGACCGCCGUCGACGCGCUCUUCAACGACAACAAGAAGACGCGCGAGAUCUACCUCGCUGAGGAGUUCCGCAGCAUCAAGCAGGGUGACCGGUCUGUCACCGAGUAUCUCCAUCUGCAAAAGACGGCGGCCGACGCCCUCGCCGAGGUCGGCUCUCCCGUCUCCGACACCGACCUCGUCACCAACAUCAUCAAGGGCCUUCACGAGCGCUUCGACAGCGUGGCUGACAUCGCCCCGCUCCUGACGCCGUUCCCGACCUUCCUCAACUUUCGGAACAUGCUCCUCCUCCACGAGAUGAAGGCGGCACGUCGUUCCACCACCAACUCCUCCGCCUCUGCCUUCUACUCCGCCAAGGGCAACCCUGGACACGCUGGUGGCUCGCAGGGUGCAGCCGGCGGCCAGCCAUGGAGGCCACCCGCAAACCCUAAUCAUGGCGCCUCGGGUUACGGCAAGAACAAGGGCAAAAAGCCCAAUGGUGGCUACGGCUCGAAGCCGUCCGGUGGCUCCGGCAACGCCGGCAACCUCAUGCCGACGCCUUACAACCCCUGGACUGGAGCUAUCCAGAUGUGGCCCAUGCAGCAGCCCGGCAGCGGCAUCCUCGGGCCUCGCCCUGGCGCACCUCGCGCUCAUGCCUACAUGGCAGCGCCUCCGGCCACGCCGACGUCCCUCUACCACGACUACGGUGUAGCCCAUGGCCAGGCGUACCAGUCUGGCGGCGCUCCCUACGGUGCAGCUUCCUAUGGUGCAGCUCCCGCGCCUCGAGCACCUACGCCGACAUGGGACCCAUCUGCUCUUGCGCAGCAAUUCAACACCAUGACGCUGCAACCCCCUCCUCACGAGUGGAUCAUGGACACAGGCGCCACGGCUCACCUCUCGUCUGACCCUGGACCUUCCCACCCGGCGCGAGAUUCUUCGGUGCAAUAG
Molecule: messenger RNA, 1251 nt
Organism: Triticum turgidum subsp. durum (durum wheat)
Lineage: Eukaryota; Viridiplantae; Streptophyta; Magnoliopsida; Poales; Poaceae
Source: the annotation of a GenBank genome assembly